UAAAAAUGUGGUCAGAUUAAGCAGAUGCUAAGCUACAGGACUGUUUUGCUAGCACAGACUGGAAUAUAUUCUGGGAUUCUUCCGAUGGCAUUGAGGAGAACACCACAUCAGUCACUGGCUUCAUCAAUAAGUGCAUUGAUACGGUCUUCCCCACAGUGACUGUACGUACAUACCCCAACUAGAAGCCAUGGAUUACAGGCAACAAUCGCACUGAGGUAAAGUGUAGAGCUGCAGCUUUCAAAGAGAGGGAUGUACUCACUUUUGUUGCCAGCGGUUUAGACAUUAAUGGCUGUGUGUUGAGUUAUUUGGAGGGGACAGCAAAUUAACACUGUUAUACAAGCUAUACACUCACUACUUUACAUUGUAGCAAAGUGUAAUUUCUUCAGUGUUGUCACAUGAAAAGAUAUACUCAAAUAUUUACAAAAAUGUGAGGGGUGUACUCACUUUUGUGAUAUGCUGUACAUAAUUUAGUCAUUAUUCAUAAAAAUCCCAUUGGUACAGUACAUCUGACCAGAGAGACUCGUUAUUUCCAUGUGUUCCAAGUAAACAGUCUUCCAGUUGGGCUGCUCUUCAGCCUUCAGCCUUAUUUCCUUAUUUCCUGUUCUUUUGUGUUGAAGCUGAAGGGUUAACCUCCCCAGGCUCCCAAAGACAUGGCCCCUCCCCAGUCUCACUGGUGAAAUAGGAGCCCUGUGUUUUUAGACAAUUCCUCUUACUGCUUCCAUCAUGGCCGUGCAUCUGGCCCAGAGUGCGAUGCAGAGGAGCAGCCGCUGGCUCCUGCUGUGCUCCACAGCCCCAGCUCUGGUCUCCACCAGGUGGGUAGGGGGCACCCGUUCUCCCUCCAACACCCUACCAUCCACCUCCCAGGGUAAGAUUCGGACUGCAGAUGACCUCCCCAGGAUCAAAACCCGGGAUAUGUUUUACAGAAUGUUUGUCAAAGGCUACUACAACCGCUUACACGAGCUACAGGAUAUCCUUCUCGUCGGACUCAUCAAAGGAAAAAGUUUCUUCCAGUCCGCGGUGUAUGAGAAACAGCUGUACGGCCCCAUGUACAAAAUGGGCAUGGGCAAGUUUCACUCCAUCGCCCUCAACAGUGUGGAGCUCCUGGAGGAGCUACUUAGGAAGGGUGAGAAGUUCCCCAGCCGAGGAGAUAUGUCCCUCUGGACAGAGUACCGGGACCUGAGAGGCAUCGGCUAUGGCCCCUUUACUGAGGAAGGGGAAAAGUGGUACAAGCUGCGGACUGUGCUGAACAAGCGCAUGAUGCACCCCAAAGACUCUGUGCAGUACGGAGACGUUAUCAACGAGGUGGUCAGUGACCUGAUCAAGAGGAUCUACCACCUGCGCUGGAUAAGUCCAUCGGGAGACCUUGUGACCAACCUGUCCAAUGAGCUCUACCGAUUCUCUCUGGAGGGAAUCUCUUCCAUCCUGUUUGAGACACGGAUCGGCUGUCUGGAGGAAGAGAUCCCGGUAGAGACGCAGGACUUCAUCGACUCCAUCGCUCAGAUGUUCUCCUACAGCAUGCCGGUGGCCAUGCUGCCUAAGUGGAGCCGCAACAUCCUGCCAAUCUACAGGCACUACAUCGCUGGCUGGGAGGGCAUCUUCAAAUUCUCUGGGAAGUUGAUUGACAUGAAGAUGGAGGCAAUUCAGAAGCGAGUGGAUACAGACCAGGAAGUCGAGGGAGAAUAUUUAACGUACCUCCUCUCCAACACCAAGAUGACCAACAAAGAGGUGUACGGCAGCGUCACUGAGCUGUUAUUGGCUGGAGUGGACACGACAUCCAAUACCAUGAUGUGGGCCAUGCACCUGCUGUCCAGGUACCCCAAUGAGCAGGACACCCUUUAUCAGGAGGUGUCCCACUGCGUACCAGGAGACAAGAUCCCAACUGCCCAAGACGUUAACCGUAUGCCGUACCUCAAGGCCGUCAUCAAGGAAGCACUGAGAAUGUACCCUGUGGUCCCGAUGAAUGCACGCAUCAUGGUAGAGAAUGAUAUCACAAUUGGAGGACAUUUCUUUCCCAAGAAGACUUCGUUUACAAUGUGUCACUAUGCUACCAGCCAGGAUGAAAAGACAUUCCCAGAACCAUCAAAGUUCAAGCCUGAACGAUGGUUGAGGGACGGCCGAGUUCGACCAAACCCAUUUGGCUCUAUACCAUUUGGGUUUGGGGUUCGGGGCUGUGUAGGUCGUCGUAUAGCUGAACUGGAGAUGUACUUGGCUCUGUCACGGCCAAUGUUCACAGAGGAGCUGUCAUAUUUUCAAUCAACUGCAGCCUGAAUGUGAUCCCGACAGAUAAUCAAGCUGUUUGAAAUCAGACCGGACCCCAGCAUAGGAGAGGUGAAAGCCCUCAAUCGCACCGUCUUAGUAGCAGACAGACAAGUCAAUCUGCACUUCGUGGAGAGGACAAACAGAGCUGCACUUUGAUUUGUUAAAGCUGGG
Oncorhynchus keta (chum salmon) is the source of this 2430-nucleotide messenger RNA. Its product is annotated as sterol 26-hydroxylase, mitochondrial-like. Gene Ontology annotation, molecular function: monooxygenase activity; oxidoreductase activity, acting on paired donors, with incorporation or reduction of molecular oxygen; iron ion binding. The transcript is spliced from 11 exons. Lineage: Eukaryota; Metazoa; Chordata; Actinopteri; Salmoniformes; Salmonidae. Gene Ontology annotation, cellular component: mitochondrial inner membrane. The coding region runs from base 724 to 2268 and encodes 514 amino acids. Gene Ontology annotation, biological process: C21-steroid hormone biosynthetic process; glucocorticoid biosynthetic process; cholesterol metabolic process. The record is from RefSeq and is a predicted model, not a curated record.